Fusarium falciforme is the source of this 1983-nucleotide messenger RNA. Its product is annotated as Alkaline phosphatase. The record is from RefSeq and is a predicted model, not a curated record. Gene Ontology annotation, biological process: dephosphorylation. Bases 1 to 1983 code for a protein of 660 amino acids. NCBI's taxonomy places the organism in Eukaryota, Fungi, Ascomycota, Sordariomycetes, Hypocreales, Nectriaceae. Gene Ontology annotation, molecular function: alkaline phosphatase activity. The transcript has 5 exons.
AUGGUCAAGCUCAACGCCAUUGCCGCACUCGCGGCCUCGCUCUCUGCCGUCUCGGCGCAGACCUACCAGCGACUGGGCACAUGCCCCAAGCUCGGCUGUGUGCUGCCCCCCGACCAGAGCGACUUCCUCCCCGGCCAGCUCUUCGACCUCCGCGUCGAGGUUCACGCUCCCGUCAACGGCUCCGAAGCCGCCCACAACGGCAAGCCUGACCAGAAGUUCAAGGUGACCAUCGCCAAGGACGGCGGCAAGCCCAAGGACUUUGCAAAGGCCUUUAACAUCGAGGAGCCCAAGGUCGAGACCUGGGACUUUUCGUGGUACGAGGACCUGUUUGCCGAGGACGAGGACAAGCCCACCAUUGUCAACGUCGCCUCCAAGGCCUACCGCAAGCUCGCCAUCUACGAGCCCGGCAAGUACACCGUCACACUCAACUACUACAACGGCGAGAAGACCACUGCCGAGUGGACUGUUCGCGAGCUUCACCCCAAGCGCAAGGCCAAGAACGUCAUCUUCUUCAUUGGUGAUGGCAUGACCACCAACAUGAUCACUGCUGCCCGUCUCCUCGGACACAAGAGCAUCAACGGCAAAUACCAGACCCUCAUGAAGAUGGACGAGUUCCCCGUCCUGGGCCACCAGAUGACCCAUUCCAUCGACAGCUACAUUACCGACUCUGCCAACUCGGCCUCUGCCCUGUACACUGGCCACAAGAGCACUGUUAACGCCAUGGGUGUGUACGCUGACUCUUCUCCCGAUCCUUUCGAUGACCCCAAGGUCGAGACCAUUGUCGAGAUCUUCAAGCGCAUCUGGGGCGGUGCUUGGGGCGCUGUCUCGACUGCCUACCUCGCUGAUGCUACCCCUAUUGCCCUCACUGGCCACACCCGUGCCCGUAGCCAGUAUGGUCCUCUGAUUGACCAGGCUCUCCACGGUAACACCAACUACUCCUGGACCAGCCACGGUGGCCCCGAUGUCUUCUUCGGUGGCGGUGCCGAGCAGUUCUUUGCCGGUGAGGAGUCUUUCCAGGGCAAGGACUACUACAAGGAGUUCCAGAAGCAGGGAUACACCGUCAGCCUGAACAAGACCUCUCUCCUUGCUGCUGACAAGAGCAAGAAGGCCCUCGGUGUCUUCUGCCAGAGCAAUCUCCCCGUCUGGCUCGACCGCAACAUUUACAAGGACAACCUCAAGGGCCUUGACAACAACCCCACCGGCGGCAAGGGUGACGCCACUGACCUGCCCGGUCUCAAGGAGAUGACCCUCAAGGCCGUCGAUAUCCUCAGCACCCGCGGCAAGGACAAGGGUUUCUUCCUCAUGUCCGAGGCUGCCUCUGUCGACAAGCAGAUGCACGCUCUUGACUACGACCGUGCCCUCGGUGACCUUCUCGAGCUCGACGACACUAUCCGUGCUACCAUUGAGAAGCUCAAGAAGCUCGACAUCCUCGACGAGACCCUCAUCAUUGUCUCUGCUGACCACGGCCACGGCUUCGAUGUCUGGGGUUCUGCCGACACCAAGUACCUCGCCGAGCAGGAGGACGACCGUGACAAGCGCCGCGCCAUUGGUGUCUACCAUAACUCUGGCGAGUCUCAGUACACCAAGAAGGCCAAAGGUCUCGAGUACGGCACUGGCCACACUUUCCCCGUCAACUGGGAGCCCCGCUACGCCAUCGCCGGUGGUGUUGGUGCUGCCCCUGACCACCGCGAGGACUACAAGGUCCGCAAGAACGGCCCCCGCAAGGCUGCCGUCGAGCUCAAGGACGGUGACUACUACGUCAACCCCAAGGACUCCCCCAAGGGCUUCGUCGUCAACGGCACCCUCCCCACCGGCGAGUCCCAGGGCGUCCACUCGCUGACCGAUGUCCCCGUCUACGCCUGGGGUCCCUGCCAGGACACCUUCAGCGGCACCUUUAACAACGUCGACAUUUUCUAUAAGAUUGCCAACUGCCUUGGUCUCGCCCAGGGCAAGGGCCGUGGCGCUCACUCUUGCAACCUUUAA